Messenger RNA from Dichotomopilus funicola, 1125 nucleotides. RefSeq lists its product as uncharacterized. The transcript has 2 exons. NCBI's taxonomy places the organism in Eukaryota, Fungi, Ascomycota, Sordariomycetes, Sordariales, Chaetomiaceae. Bases 1 to 1125 code for a protein of 374 amino acids. The record is from RefSeq and is a predicted model, not a curated record.
AUGCACCUAUACGCGGGCCUGGUACCAGGUAGGGCCACCACGUUCAAUCCUACGCUUUACCAAGCAGGGAGGCCACUGGAGCUCCAAGUGCGCAAAAGCUACUCCCCCGACCUGCCGUCCCGCGUUACCGCCACCAUCAGCAAAGUGCUCUCCAUGACCAUGUCCGUUGUGCUGGAUGUCACCUUCCAGACCCGUCACGGCCUGCCUGUCCACCAUGUGCUCAAGCUCUACGACCGUCGAUUUGGCUCAUGCCUGCGAGAAGUUGACGGGGACAGGGUCGCGCCGCACACACAGGAAAACGAAGCAGCGUUCGAGGCCUUUGUCAGGCGGGGUAUGAUGCCUGGGUUCCUCCGCCAUCGACAUGAAAGAAACGACCCCGAGGAGAGCGUUCUCCCCGUCGGGGCUCGGGAGUUCCUCGACGAGCCUAAUCGUACCGAAGGUCUUGCCAAGUACGAGGCUGCGCUCUGGCAAGACUGUAGCGAGCACUUUGAAUGCGAGACCAAGGCCUAUCACCGACUUGCCAAGCUCCAGGGCACGGUAGUCCCACACCUCUAUGCCUAUGUAAGUCUUCUGUCGGCCACCAAGCCCGCGACUAUCAUACCACCGGAAGUAGCGCCCUACUUUGAAGUAAGAGGUAUCCUUCUGGAACGGAUCGACGGAUAUUGUCUGGACAAUCUAACGCUCGGUCCCCUACCAAAAAACCUAAGGACAUGGCAGCAUAUCAUCCAGUUGGCCGCCGAUGCAGCGUAUGAGAUCAACAAGCACGGCAUCAUUAUGGAAGACUGCACGCCGCGCAACGUGGUCGUAGACGGGAAGUCGCAGACACCGCGUAUCGUCGAUCUGGCACAAUGCAUGUUUCGGGACGAGAUGGUGAGCGAAUGGUACAAGUCGGGGUGGCACGAGGACGAGGAUUGGGAUCCGGAACUUGAGUAUUGGGAGCAAGUGAGUACUACGUGUAACCCAGGGGCGAUUGCGGCGGUUAUGGCGAAUCGGAUAUAUAGGAAGACGGGUGCGAAGCUGGAGUUCAGGUAUCCGGACUGGAGUGAGAUUUUUGCUAAGAUAAGGCGGAGAAGAGAGGAGGCAGCCGCAAGAGCACGGAAAACCCCUAGACGCCAGGGGCGUUGA